GAGGAUUUCUUGCAACAUAUGAUGGAUGCCCGAGAUGCUAGCAUUGUAGCCACGGAUGAAGUAACACGGAAUGACGAGAAGCUCUUUGACCUUGAAUCGGAGACGAAGCCUUUCACUAGAGCAGCUAAAGGCUUAACCGAAGACGAGGCCAUGGCUCAGUGCAUUGUCUUCUUUGUCGCUGGUCAAGACACGACGUCAUCUGUUAUCUCCCAGACACUCUACCUCCUUGCGCUGCAUCCCGAGAUUCAAGCGAAGCUCAGAGAAGAAGUGGAUGAUUGUUUCGAGCGGCAUGGACCAGAGCCAAGCCUGGAUGUUGUUUCCAAGCUCAAGUACCUCCACGGGGUGGUGUCCGAAUCAAUGAGAAUGUUUCCUCCCGGACCUAGGUUGGAGCGGUCUGCUCUCAAUGACUACGUUCUGGGUGAGACCGGAAUCACAGUACCUAAAGGCUGCUUGGUUGCCGUGCCCGUCUAUUCCAUGCAUCAUGACCCGGACAACUUCCCCGAUCCUGCCACGUUUGACCCAAACAGGUUCAGUGAUGAAAACAUGGGCAGUAUUCGGCCGUACACAUACCUUCCCUUUGGAGCAGGACCUCGAAACUGCAUCGGCAUGAGGUUCGCCCUCCAGGCCGUCAAGCUGUCCCUCCUGUACUCCGUUCACAGUGUCCAAUUCGUUCGUACAGAAAACACACAGAUGCACCUUGACUUUGCUGGUGGGUUGGGGGUACUCAGACCCAAGCACAUCACAAUCGGAAUAAGGAAGAGAACUGCGAAAAACAUUUAUACUUCUGACUUAUGUUCCUGUUGA
Messenger RNA from Ixodes scapularis (black-legged tick), 804 nucleotides. Its product is annotated as cytochrome P450 3A19-like. Gene Ontology annotation, molecular function: heme binding; oxidoreductase activity, acting on paired donors, with incorporation or reduction of molecular oxygen; iron ion binding. The transcript has 6 exons. The record is from RefSeq and is a predicted model, not a curated record. NCBI's taxonomy places the organism in Eukaryota, Metazoa, Arthropoda, Arachnida, Ixodida, Ixodidae. Bases 19 to 804 code for a protein of 261 amino acids.